AUGACCAGGCACACACCUGAUUCCAUCCGCUCUCGAGUCUCCUCGCUCUCCCUACGCCUACAAGCAAUGGAAGCCGCCGAAGCUCUCUCACGCUCCCAAUCCCCUGCGCCCUCCAUGGCCGCCUCGACAUCUCUCCCCGCCGCCUCUGCCACGAAGGCCUUCGUUCUCGCCGAUAUGGAUGGUCGUCCGGCCUCCUCCAACCCCAUCUGCGAGUCCUGCUGGAACACUCUUCGCUACAGCGAGGUCAAGCAGACCGUCAGAGCGUCUACCCCGGCCGCCUGCAAGCUGUGUGCCGUCGCCGCUGGCAAGCCCGAAGCCUACACUCAACCCUUCAUCGACUUCCUUACCGAGAACCCCACCAUCUUCCAUGCCGUCUCCUACUUCAAGGAGAAGCUCGCCGCCGCCGGUUUCACAGAGCUUCCGGCCCGUGAUAGCUGGGCCUCCAAAGUCCAACCCGGCGGGAAGUACUGGACCACCCGUAACGGCUCCGGUCUCAUCGCCUUCACCGUCGGCGAGGCCUACAAGCCCGGCAACGGUGUCGCUAUGAUCGCCGGUCACAUCGACGCCCUCACCGCCAAGCUCAAGCCCGUCAGCACCAAGCCCACCCGCGCCGGAUACCUCCAACUCGGCGUCGCCCCCUACGCCGGCUCUCUGAACCAGACAUGGUGGGAUCGCGACCUCUCCAUCGGUGGCCGUGUCAUUGUCCGCGAUGAGGACUCCUCCAAGACCUCCAUCAAGCUCGUCCGCCUUGACUGGCCCAUUGCCCGCAUCCCCACCCUUGCGCCGCACUUUGGCGUAGGCAUGAUGGGCCAGAACAACCCCGAGACCCAAGCCGUGCCAAUCAUCGGCCUCGACAGCUCCGACUCCUCCACCGCCUCCCCCGAGCUCCUCGGCCCCAAGGGCUCCUUCGUCAACACCCAGCCUCCCAAGCUCGUCAAGCUCAUCUCCAAGGAGCUCGGCCUCGCCUCGCCUACUCAGAUCGUCAACUGGGAACUCGAGCUCUACGACUCUCAGCCCGCGCAGACCGGCGGUCUCGAUCGCGAAUUCAUCUUUGGCGGACGCAUUGACGAUAAGCUCUGCUCCUGGGCCGCCUUCACCGGUCUCCUGGCUGCCGAGUCGGACCCUUCUGACGGCGUGAUCAAGCUCGUCGCACUCUUCGACGACGAGGAGAUCGGCUCGCUGCUCCGCCAGGGUGCCCGUUCCAACUUCCUCCCCUUCACCAUCGAGCGCGCCGUCGAAGCUCUCACGGAAAGUGCAAAGACGGACGUCGCCUUCGGCUCAAACGUCCUCGGCCAGACAUUUGCCUCGUCGUUCCUCCUCUCCGCGGACGUCACUCACGCCGGCAACCCCAACUUCCUCGGACUCUACUUGGACGAGCACGUCCCCCGCCUCAACGUCGGCAUCGCCAUCUGCGGCGACAGCAACGGCCACAUGACCACCGACGCCGUCUCCACCGCCAUCCUCCAGCGCGUCGGCGAGCUCAGCGGUACCCCUACCCAGACCUUCCAGAUCCGCAACGACACCCGCAGCGGCGGCACCGUCGGCCCGGCCCUCAGCAGUGCCAUGGGCGUCAGGGCCGCCGACGCCGGUCUGCCGCAGCUUAGCAUGCACUCCAUCCGCGCCACUACCGGUUCGCUCGAUCCCGGUCUGGGUGUGAAGUUUUUCAAGGCUUUCCUGGAUCUUUGGGAGAAGGUUGAUGGCGAGUGGCACUAA
Messenger RNA from Colletotrichum truncatum, 1713 nucleotides. Its product is annotated as aminopeptidase I zinc metalloprotease. Gene Ontology annotation, cellular component: fungal-type vacuole. Gene Ontology annotation, molecular function: zinc ion binding; metalloaminopeptidase activity. Gene Ontology annotation, biological process: proteolysis. Lineage: Eukaryota; Fungi; Ascomycota; Sordariomycetes; Glomerellales; Glomerellaceae. The record is from RefSeq and is a predicted model, not a curated record.